GUGAAGCAGCUGGGUGCAGCCGCAGUAAACAUGGCGAUUUUCAGUGUCUAUGUGGUCAAUAAAGCUGGCGGCCUGAUCUACCAGUACGACAGCUACACUCCGCGGGCAGAGGCCGAGAAAACCUUCAGCUUCCCGCUGGACAUCGUGCUCAAAGCGCACGACGAGCGGAUCCUCGUCUCCUUCGGCCAGCGAGACGGUAUCCGGGUGGGGCAUGCCGUGCUCUCUAUUAACGGCGUGGAUCUGAACGGGAGGUGCACCGCGGACGGGAAAGACGUGAUCGAGUACCUGAAAGACCCCGUCAACUACCCGGUGUCCAUCCGCUUCGGCCGCCCACGCCUCUCCUCCAACGAGAAGCUGAUGCUGGCUUCGAUGUUCCACUCGCUGUUUGCAAUCGGAUCCCAGCUGUCUCCUGAAGUGGGGAGCUCUGGUAUUGAAAUGCUGGAGACAGACACCUUCAAACUGCACUGCUACCAGACACUCACGGGUAUCAAGUUUAUUAUUCUAGCAGAUCCUCGUCAGACUGGGAUCGACUCUCUUCUCAGAAAGAUUUACGAGAUCUAUUCUGAUUUCGCUCUGAAGAACCCCUUCUACUCGCUGGAGAUGCCCAUCAGGUGUGAAUUGUUCGAUCAGAAUUUGAAAUUGGCGCUGGAAGUUGUGGAGAAAGCCGGAACUUUUGGACCAGGGUCCUGAUCUGGAAACAAGACUGGGAUUUAAAAGAACAGCUUCAUCCGAAACUUCAGACACUCAGAAAUCCGAAGGCAUUCCAAGAAAAGUCCAAUAGGCAAGCGUUUUGACUAGUGUUGUCAUCAGUGGAGUACAGUCACUAGCCUACCUGAACUACUGGUGUGAUGCCUGCUCCUGUUAUAAAGUGCGCUCUCCCUAUACUUGCUUUACUAUCCAUUCUCCACACUGGGAUCUGAACAAUGCACUGUGAGGAAUGGUCAUGCUUGGAGCAGCAUUGCUUUCAGCAGCUUCCACAUCAGGGUCUUGGCAAUGGAAAGACAUCUCCAGCGCAUUUUAUUACAGAAGUGCUAAAAAUAAACUGCUUUCUCGUACCACUGUAUACCUUAUGAUUGAGGGUUUUAAGUUACAUCCCACAGUAGCUUGUGUCCACUUCUCUCGUGUCUCAAGGGACCGCACUGUACAUAUUUCAUACAUAUAGAAAUGUGAUAUGAUACUAAUUUAAGGACAGCAUGUUCAGGGCUGCAAGUUUGGAAAUGUUUUUUUUCUGUUGUAAAUACUGUAAGAAGAAUAAACGUUCUCGCUUGAGAA
Messenger RNA from Acipenser ruthenus (sterlet), 1272 nucleotides. Its product is annotated as trafficking protein particle complex subunit 4. The coding region runs from base 31 to 690 and encodes 219 amino acids. Gene Ontology annotation, cellular component: TRAPP complex. Lineage: Eukaryota; Metazoa; Chordata; Actinopteri; Acipenseriformes; Acipenseridae. Gene Ontology annotation, biological process: endoplasmic reticulum to Golgi vesicle-mediated transport. The transcript is spliced from 5 exons. The record is from RefSeq and is a predicted model, not a curated record.